AUGUCAUCCGUCAUGCAUUACUAUCCAGUGCACCAGGCCAAGGUGGGCCCCUACACAGCUGGUCCUUCGGAGGUGAAAUACAGUGAUUUGCUCUACGGCCAUCAUCACGCUGUGAACCCUCUCGGCCUGCCUCCCAACUACAACCAGAUGAACUCCAACCCCACCACCCUCAACGACCACUGCUCCCCGCAGCAGCUCCACCAGCAGCAGGUGUCCUCGGACGAGAACCUGCCAUCCCAGCCCAGCCAGGACUCACAGAGGGUGAAGCUGAAGCGAUCCCGAACUGCCUUCACCAGCGUCCAGCUGGUGGAGCUGGAGAACGAGUUCAAGAGCAACAUGUAUCUGUACAGGACGCGCAGGAUUGAGAUCGCCCAGCGGCUGUCCUUGUGCGAGCGCCAGGUGAAGAUCUGGUUCCAGAACCGCCGCAUGAAGUUCAAGAAGGACAUCCAGGGACACCGCGAGUCCAAGGCCAGUGCCAAGUUGGCUCAGCCCCAGGCGGAGCAGAGUGCCCAUCGCGGCAUUGUGCAGCGCCUGAUGUCCUACUCCCAGGAUCCCAGGGAGGCCUCCGCGGCAGCAGAGAAGCGUCCUGUGGUGGCGGUAGCUCCGGUGACCGCCCAGCCGGACUUUGGCCAAGUGAAGGUCAAGACCGAAGUCACUGCCAACAGUACGAUCAACAACAGCAUGUGCUCCAGCUCCGAUCUCAGCGAGAUCUUGGAGCACCUGGCUCAAACGACGGCUGCUCCAGCCACCAGCAUUGCCACUCCAGGAGCCUCGGCCAACUCGGGUUCAAGCUCCUCGUCGGGGCACUACUCCUACAAUGUGGAUUUGGUUCUUCAGAGCAUCAAGCAGGAUCUGGAGGCGGCUGCCCAGGCCUGGUCCAAGUCCAAGUCGGCACCGCUCCUGGCCUCUCAGUCCUGGCAUCCGGCCUCCCACAAUCAGAUCCCCACCAGCGUGCACUCGGCUCCUUCCAUGAAUCUCUCGUGGGGCGAGCCUGCUGCCAAGUCCAGAAAGCUGAGCAUUACCCACAUAAACCCCUGCGUCACCAGCUUCAAUUAUCCCAAUUAA
Drosophila takahashii is the source of this 1065-nucleotide messenger RNA. It is a transcript of the gene zen, whose product is annotated as zerknullt. Gene Ontology annotation, biological process: regulation of transcription by RNA polymerase II. Gene Ontology annotation, molecular function: DNA-binding transcription factor activity, RNA polymerase II-specific; RNA polymerase II cis-regulatory region sequence-specific DNA binding. Gene Ontology annotation, cellular component: nucleus. NCBI's taxonomy places the organism in Eukaryota, Metazoa, Arthropoda, Insecta, Diptera, Drosophilidae. The record is from RefSeq and is a predicted model, not a curated record.